Molecule: messenger RNA, 1785 nt
Organism: Ostrinia furnacalis (Asian corn borer)
Lineage: Eukaryota; Metazoa; Arthropoda; Insecta; Lepidoptera; Crambidae
Product: sideroflexin-1-3-like
Exons: 14
Biological process (GO): serine import into mitochondrion; monoatomic ion transport
Cellular component (GO): mitochondrial inner membrane
Molecular function (GO): monoatomic ion transmembrane transporter activity
Source: RefSeq, a predicted model, not a curated record
UCCUUUUGUCAACAUCUGAAACAAAUUGAUUUUUAUGUCAUUUUCCGAGACGCUGUCACGGCGCAACAUUUGAACUAUUCACAUCGAUAAAACACAGAAUUGGACAAAAAAAUGAAACUUACGUGUCCGUAACGAGCUUAUCGAGGCCAAUUUACAACAUCUUGUUUAAUCCGCCACUUUUCGUGUACAAGAAAUAUUUUGGAACCACUUUUUUAGGAAUCAAACCAGUCCAGAAAAAAAUCAGCCAAGAUGUCGAUCGACCUCGACAAGCCGCGCUACGACCAAAGCACGUACAUGGGCCGCGCGAUCCACUUUCUGCAGCUCACCAACCCUAUGAACGCGCUCGCUUCGGACAAGGAGCUCGACGAGGCCAAGAGAGUCGUCACCGAGUUCAGGAAAACUCGCCGCAUGCCACCAGGGUACGACGAGGAGAAGCUGUGGAAGACCAAGUACCUGUACGACAGCGCGUUCCACCCGGACACCGGAGAGAAGAUGCUGCUCAUCGGCCGCAUGGCGUCACAGGCUCCCAUGAACACUAUCAUCACAGGAGGAAUGAUCACGUUCUACAAGACGACAGCCGCGACCGUGUUCUGGCAGUGGGUGAAUCAGACGUUCAACGCCGUGGUCAACUACACCAACCGGUCUGGUGACACGCCCAUGUCUUCAUCACAACUGUUUGCGUCCUACUGCGCUGCUUGCGGUGGCGCGUUGGGAACGGCUCUGUACCUCAACAGCAAAGUUAAGGUAAGUUGGGUUUUUAUGGGCAAUCAAGAUUAUGGCAACAUUAAAAAAAGCUAUAAAGGCACGUACAUGGGCCGCGCGAUCCACUUCCAGCAGCUCACAAACUCCAUGAAUGCUCGCUCCGACAAGGAGCUCGACGAGGCCAAGAGACAGCUCACAAACUCCAUGAACGCUCGCUCCGACAAGGAGCUCGACGAGGCCAAGAGAGUCGUCACCGAGUUCAGGAUCGACCGCGGCAAGUCACGCUAUAAAGGCACGUACAUGGGCCGCGCGAUCCACUUCCAGCAGCUCACAAACUCCAUGAAUGCUCGCUCCGACAAGGAGCUCGACGAGGCCAAGAGACUCACCAACCCUAUGAACGCGCUAGCCUCCGACAAGGAGCUCGACGAGGCCAAGAGAGUCGUCACCGAGUUCAGGAAAACUCGCCGCAUGCCACCAGGGUACGACGAGGAGAAGCUGUGGAAGACCAAGUACCUGUACGACAGCGCGUUCCACCCGGACACCGGAGAGAAGAUGCUGCUCAUCGGCCGCAUGGCGUCACAGGCUCCCAUGAACACUAUCAUCACUGGAGGAAUGAUCACGUUCUACAAGACGACAGCCGCGACCGUGUUCUGGCAGUGGGUGAAUCAGACGUUCAACGCCGUGGUCAACUACACCAACCGGUCUGGUGAUACCCCCAUGUCUUCAUCUCGCCUUUUAAUCUUACCUUUAAAUCCCUCUUUCCUCCACAGUGAGAUCCUGAACGGCACACCAGUUUUUACCGCGGAUGGGCAGCGCGUGGGAGAGAGCAAGACAGCUGCCAUGCGUGGCAUCUCGCUCGUGUGCAUCUCGCGUGUCAUCAUGGCGCUGCCCGGCAUGACUUUGACGCCACUCAUAACCGCAUACGCGACGCGCCGCGGCCUGUUCUGCCACUACCCGAUGGCCGUCAUCCCGUUCCAGCUGUUCCUAGUGGGACUCUGCGUGACAUUUGCCACGCCAUUGUGCUGUGCUAUAUUCCCGCAGCGCGCCGCCAUCGAUGUAGAGAGCUUGGAGCCUGAGUUGAAG